UGGGGAUUUUCACAUGUUGCUAUUUAUAGUCUGCGAUAGCCAUGGAAGAAAUAUCUCCCCCCUCUUCUCACCUACCUACCCGUUGGAUCUGCUUCCGAGGAGGGCGAUCGAUCGAUCUGAAGGUUAAACAUGGCUCUCUCGAGAAUAGGCCUUGCCGGUCUUGCUGUCAUGGGCCAAAACUUAGCCUUGAACAUUGCUGAAAAAGGAUUUCCUAUUUCUGUAUACAAUCGGACCUCCUCCAAAGUUGAUGAGACUGUCGAACGUGCUAAACUCGAGGGAAACCUCCCUGUUUAUGGUUUCCAUGAUCCUGCAAUCUUUAUCAACUCAAUCCAGAAGCCCCGCGUUGUCAUCAUGCUUGUGAAAGCUGGUGCACCAGUGGAUCAAACCAUAGCCACACUUUCGGCUCACAUGGAAGUGGGUGACUGCAUAAUUGAUGGAGGGAACGAGUGGUAUGAAAAUACUGAGAGACGCGAAAAGGCAAUGGCCGAAAUUGGUUUCCUCUAUCUUGGAAUGGGAGUCUCAGGUGGCGAGGAGGGUGCUCGUAAUGGUCCUUCAUUGAUGCCUGGAGGAUCGUAUGAAGCUUACAAGAACAUAGAAGAUAUUCUUCUUAAGGUAGCUGCUCAGGUGCCUGACAGUGGUCCCUGUGUUACAUACAUUGGCAAAGGCGGUUCUGGUAAUUUUGUAAAGAUGAUCCACAAUGGGAUCGAGUAUGGGGACAUGCAACUGAUUGCUGAAGCUUACGAUGUAUUGAAAUCCGUGGGGAAGCUUACAAAUGAAGAGUUGCAUCAGGUUUUCUCAGAAUGGAACAAGGGUGAGCUCCUCAGUUUCUUGAUUGAGAUCACAGCUGAUAUUUUUGGGGUGAAGGAUGAUAAGGGUGAUGGUUAUCUCGUCGACAAGGUCUUAGACAAGACCGGAAUGAAAGGUACUGGCAAGUGGACUGUGCAACAAGCAGCAGAACUAUCAGUGGCCGCCCCAACUAUUGCGGCAUCUCUCGAUUCCAGGUUCCUAAGCGGACUGAAAGAAGAAAGAGUUGCAGCUGCUAAAGUUUUCCAUUCUGGUGGAUUCGAUGGUGUCUUCGACAGUGAGCCAGUUGACAAGAAGAAGUUAAUCGAUGAUGUGAGGCAAGCGCUUUAUGCCUCAAAAAUCUGUAGCUAUGCACAAGGCAUGAACCUGAUAAGAGCAAAGAGCAUUGAGAAAGGGUGGGAUCUUAAGUUGGGCGAGCUAGCUAGAAUAUGGAAAGGUGGGUGCAUUAUCCGUGCAAUCUUCUUGGACCGGAUCAAGAAGGCAUACGAUAGGAACCCCGAGCUAUACAACCUGCUAGUGGAUCCUGAGUUUGCCAAAGAGAUACUGGAUCGCCAAUCUGCUUGGCGCCGAGUCGUUUGUCUUGCUAUCAACUCUGGCAUCAGCACUCCUGGGAUGUCGGCUAGUUUAGCUUACUUCGACACUUACAGGAGGGAAAGUGUUCCUGCCAAUUUGGUCCAAGCCCAGAGAGAUUACUUUGGAGCUCACACAUACGAGAGGACUGACAUUCCUGGGGCUUUCCAUACUGAGUGGUUCAAGAUCGCGAAGCAGUCCAAGAUCUGAACACACGCAUAAUCUGCCUGUGUUUUUCUCAAGAACCGCAUGUUAGUAGCAUCAGACUUUCGGUUUUAAAAGCUUUUGAUCGAGUGAAUAAUGUCCAAUAGAUGGACCAGAUUAUUGAUUUAGCUAUCUAAUUGUCUGAGAAUGCUGUUUCAGUGGAUUCAUUUGAAGCCAAUUUGCGUUCGUAUUAUGGAUUAAGGUUUGGGGUAUUAUGUUAUUGCUUGUUAAACCUGAUAUUUCAGUGCUUAUUAGUAAUGAAUUUUGCUUUCUGUCA
Messenger RNA from Zingiber officinale, 1855 nucleotides. RefSeq names its product 6-phosphogluconate dehydrogenase, decarboxylating 2-like. Gene Ontology annotation, cellular component: cytosol. Gene Ontology annotation, biological process: pentose-phosphate shunt, oxidative branch; pentose-phosphate shunt. The transcript is spliced from 2 exons. NCBI's taxonomy places the organism in Eukaryota, Viridiplantae, Streptophyta, Magnoliopsida, Zingiberales, Zingiberaceae. The record is from RefSeq and is a predicted model, not a curated record. Gene Ontology annotation, molecular function: phosphogluconate dehydrogenase (decarboxylating) activity; NADP binding. Bases 130 to 1584 code for a protein of 484 amino acids.